CACGGUGUCUGUAAAAUAAGUCAGUGUAGUGGCAUCACCCCGCUCACCGGCAGCACGCACCUCUUUUCCUGCUCCUGGCGCGCUAAAAUAGAAGUGUCCGCACGAUCUACUAUGUCCUAAACUGCGGUGCGCAAUUGUCACGAAGGUUGCACUUCACAUUUGUUUGUGUUUUCGACAUGUCAAGUGAGAAAGAGUAAAAGGGAAAAGAAAGAAAGGCAAAUACAUUUGAGACAUCUCAAGAUACCUUUGUCACUUGGUAAGGUCGAUUUGGAGCGGGACCUAAACUUCAAUACAUUACCGACGGAGACGGACGGGUGGUAAAUAGCCAAGUCUCCCAAGUCCGGUCGUGUGUGCCUGUUCAGAGAGACGACCAAGUGAGCGAGAAGGCAUAAAAACCCGGUGCGAGGAUGAUGUCCUACAUUAAGCAACCCCAUUACGCCAUGAACAUGUCUGGGAUGGACCUGCUACACACCACCGCUGGAUACCCAUUCUCUGUGUCUCUGGAUUUCUCAGCCACCCCGCGGAAGCAGCGUCGUGAGCGCACCACUUUCACACGCAACCAGCUGGAUAUCCUGGAGGCCAUGUUCUCCAAGACCCGCUACCCCGACAUCUUCAUGAGGGAGGAGGUGGCCCUCAAGAUCAACCUCCCCGAGUCGCGUGUACAGGUGUGGUUCAAAAACCGCCGUGCCAAGUGCCGCCAGCAGCAGCAGCAGAGCAGCGGCCAGUCCAAGCCACGCCCGCCCAAGAAGAAGGCGUCACCCGCCCAGGACCAGCCCAGCAACGGCCCCGACCCCUCAGCCAACAACCCCUCUGGCUCCUACAGCCCCUCCCCCGACCCAUCAGGCCCCUCCCUGCCCCCUAGCGGCAACAACCCUGGCAAUGCACCCAUCUCCAUCUGGAGCCCGGCCAUCUCGCCACUCCCUGACCCUCUGGCCUCCUCAGCGCCCUGCAUGCAGCGGCCCUCUGCCUACCCCAUGAGCUACGGCCAGCCUCAGGCCUACGCCCAGGGCUACGCCGGCACCUCCUCCUAUUUCACAGGCUUGGACUGUGGCGCCUACCUUUCGCCCAUGCACUCACAGCUGUCGGCAAACGGCGCCCUCAGCCCCAUCACCGUGCCCUCCAUGGGGGGCUCAUUGAGCCAGUCACCCGCCUCGCUCUCCUCCCAGGGCUACGGCACGGCUGCUUCACUGGGCUUCACCUCCGUCGACUGCCUGGACUACAAAGACCAGCAGGCGUGGAAGCUGGGCUUCAGCACCAUGGACUGCCUGGACCACAAAGACCAGAAUUCGUGGAAGUUCCAGGUGCUGUAGAGAGAAGAACAAGAACAAGAGUGGGAGGAGCUGUGAUUGAAUGAGGCCCUCGCCAGAUAUACGAUCAAAUACGAUCAAAUUAUUCUGACAGAUGACUUUGUUUUGGUUAUUUCUUGCUUGUAAGUUUUGUUUCUCAUUUGUAAUCUUGGUUUUUACAACCCCUGUAGAAUGUGUUUUCCAUUCAGGUGAGAGAGGAGAAGAGAGACGCAGGGAUAUAAUUGAUACCUCCUCCUGACUGUGAAUGCAGGAUAUCAGGUCCAUUUACUUUCUCAUACAGUAGAAGGGAAGGAUGCCCCUGAGGAUCAUACUAUAUGGGAAAGACACUCAACUAGAAACUGAUUUAAACACACAGGCCAUGGUUCAAAUGCAUUGAUUGGUCUGUCAUGGAAAGACAUCCUCAAGAGAAUUCUGUUGAUACAACCACGCAAUACUCAAUCGUUCCUCUGUUCUUUUUUCUGCUGUUUUCAAGAAACAUAUCAAUAGAUCAUAUUCACAGAGCUUUAAUACUCUCUUAGUCUCUCUCUUUUUUGUUCUGAAAAACCAUCAGUGUUAAUUUGAGUUUAGUCGUUGUUAUAUAUGCUACAAUUUAAAUCUUAAUUUGGUUACUUUUAGGCUUUUGGAGCUAACAUGUUACUAUGGUGUUAGGCUAGCAUCAUUGCUAUUACAUUUUGAUGGGAGAAAAAAAAUGACUUCUAUGUUUUUUUGUGUGAAAUAUUAAAGCUAACUUUGAAUCUA
Molecule: messenger RNA, 2045 nt
Organism: Salmo salar (Atlantic salmon)
Lineage: Eukaryota; Metazoa; Chordata; Actinopteri; Salmoniformes; Salmonidae
Product: homeobox protein otx5
Biological process (GO): regulation of transcription by RNA polymerase II; multicellular organism development
Cellular component (GO): nucleus
Molecular function (GO): DNA-binding transcription factor activity, RNA polymerase II-specific; RNA polymerase II cis-regulatory region sequence-specific DNA binding
Source: RefSeq, a predicted model, not a curated record